AUGGGAGUGAAAAAUGUCUUCAGUGAAAAGAUGGUGGGUUUUGAUCCAAAAAAUAAGGAGCAAUUGUCUUCUUUGCAAUGUGGUUUUUGCGGAGCUUCAUCUGGUGUAAUAACGCGUGUGGUGGUACAGCCUCUCGAUGUUCUUAAAAUACGAUUUCAGUUACAGAUUGAACCUACAACAAAGGUAUUUAACACAGAGCUCACCUAUAACUGACCUAACUGGUUGUCAAUUAAGAUUCAAUGGAUUGCUGAUUUUUGAAGGACUUUGCCCAAUAUACCCCCUCCCCCCUUAAAAAAAGCGAAACAAAACAAAAGAAGCAAAUAAAAUAAUAAUCAAAAAUUGUACAACCAUUGUUUCAGUUUUCUCCUGGGUAUUACAGUCGUCCCCUGAGAAAGAAAGAACAAUGCUUUUCAAAAUCUUUUGGGGAAAAAGGUGUAUUAUUAAUGUGAAAAUGGUGAAUACAAUCCCCAUAUAUUACUUAUGCAUACUUUUUCAAAGCCAAAUCAAGAGAUGAAAUGAGAGCCAGAUUUAAAUCAAAAGUCCGGGAACAAUAGUGUACAUAAGAUAUGUAUUGCGCUAUGCAUGAUGGAAAAAUCUACCUGAAAACUUAAGAAAUCAGAAAUCUUAUGGCCGCUUUAAAUAUUUGAUGAUUAAGAAAUGUAUACAGUUAGGGUAGUCACUAAGAUUUCAAGUUGCUGGGUAAAUACAACAAGUAGGCAGGGAAUCAAACAGCUAGGGAUUUCUUUUGGUUCUAUUUUUCUUCUGUUUUCCUGUGAAAGUAGCCAGGGGCCACAUUCAUAGUAGCUGGGGGAAAUCCCCGGCCCCUGCCUCUUAAUGACAGCCCUGUUGACAGUAAAAAGUAAAACAGUACAGUAAAAAAGUACAGUAAAAAUACCAAAAAUUGAUGAGUUACAUCAUUUCAUAAGAGAGUUUAUAUUGUAAUAUUAAGCACCAAUUGUAUGAUAAUAAUUUAAUGGUUUAGUGAAGUCAGGAAUCUCCUCUGAAAAGCUCAGUAGAGCUUGCCGAGAUCCCCUGCUCAUGUAUACCAGAACUUAAGUACUUAGUAAGCAUUUCAAAAAUCAAGGCAUGAUUCUGUGGCUCACAGGUUGUCUGGCCUGCACAUCACAUUGGUGAAAAGACCAAAAAUAUAGGGGAACUUGAAGUUGGAGAAAUAGCUUGCCAGCAAAAUGGCCAUAAAUCAUUCUACACAUUUAAUUCUUUAUUUGUCUAUCUAUCAUUGUAAAAUUAGUAUUAUACAUUUGGUAUUUGUUGGUUGCAUUAAAUUCAGCUUUGACCGCAACACUCUUUUAUGUGACAUGAAUGAUGUUCAUUAUAAAUUAUGGAUUGCUUCUAUUGAUGUCAAAACCACUCUGGCAUGCAUGACCUUGCCUAUGCUUUGUAAUUUGUAGACAAGAAAUUCUCACACCUCUUUUUAAUGUCACCCUAAAAGAAAGAAAAAAACUCACAUGAAUCUAGUUCUUCUCUUUAUGACAGCUACAUUAAUUUUACACUCUUGUUCACUGGCUUUAUUUGAGUUCUAGUUAAUUUUAUUAGACUGUUUGCACCUCUAAUUGGUGACAUUAAUGAUGCUUUAGUUUAGAUUUUGAAAACUCAAUUUAAUGUACAAAAUGCUUAUAGCAGUACUGGUAAAUUUAAAAAUUGUAUUUUUAAUUGUUCUUAAAUUAUCUUCCAGAGAACAUGAUUUUUUUCUCUGUCUCUUGCAGGGUAUUUCAAGAGGUAAAUACUCAGGAAUAUGGCAGGCAUUAAGAUUAGUCUAUAAGGAAGAAGGAUUUGCUUCUCUUUGGUAAGUUAUAUAAAGCAGCAUAUACAAAAGUUUGAAGUUAAUUGGUUCAACUUGAGCAUAUUUUUAUACAACACAUAAAAUUAUCUAUUUUGUAAGAAACUUUCCUAUUUUAUGCUGGAGCUUUAGGCAGCUAACUUACUAGUUUGCAUAAAAAAUAAUGCACUUUCAGGGUUGUCACUAAGAUUUCAAGUUGCCGGGUAAACACAACAAGUAGGCGGGGAAUCAAACGGCUAAGGAUUUCUUUUGGUUCUAUUUUUCUCCUAUUUUCCAAUAAAAGUAGCCGGGGGCCACUCUCUUAGUAGCCGGGGAAAAUCCCCGGCCCCCGGCUCCUAAUGACAACCCUGCACUUUGUUUGUUUAACCAGGAAAGGUCAUGUACCAGCUCAAGCUCUGUCAGUGAUAUAUGGAUCUGUGCAAGUAAGUGUUAAUGUUAUUAUCAAUGUGGCCUUUCUUGCACAAGCAUCCCAACUGCAUAAUGACAUUCAAAAUAAUGGGAUUUUCUUGCUGGGCAAGUACCUUUUAACCCUUUAAGUCCCAAUAGUGACCAAGAUCAAAUUUCUCCAAACAAUAUCCAUACACUGUCAAGAGAUAAGUUAUGAGAAUUAAUAAAAUGAUCACACAAGAGAAAAUGCCUUGAUCUAUUAUCAAAUUCUCUCUACUUAUUCUUUAAGGAAAUGUAUAUAGAUCAGUUUGGAGAAUUUGUAUGUGGAUACUGGGGCUUAAAGGGUUAAAGUUGACUUGCCUAAUGGGUAAGCAAGUCAUCUUACAACAAAAUCAUUAACUAAGACCAGACGAGCACGAAUCGGCCCUGGGUAAGCAAAAUAUGAGUUCUGCUUACCCAAAUAACAACCUUUAAUUCAAAAUUUUUUUCGAUCCCUGCUUAAUCAUACAUUUUUAAUAUAAGGCUGUGAGAAUUAAGAGAAUGAUCAGCAAAGAUAUCUUGUUUAUCUCAAACCAGACCUCAAACCUCAUUCCUAGUGUAUCUCAUCUUUCCACUCUUUGGAAAUGCAGGUAAAUAAAGCUAUCAUCCUCAUGGCAAACAUUUCUCUCUCUCUCAUCACUCAAAAUGCCCCAAAAUGCAAUUUUCAUUAACCCCUAAAUUUAGAUUUUCCUAUGGGAAGCCCCUGACUCGCCCAGUGAAAGGGUGGCAGUGCCCCCUCCCCCCUCAUACCUACCCCUACUCACAUCUGUGCCACAUGAAAGAUGUGCCAUUCAAUCUAAUCAGAUGCUGCUUACCGUUUUUCCUUCUACUCCAAAUUAUCUGAAGAACCCUGGUUGUAGUGUCAUGCAAAGAAUGUUAUAUGUAUAUUACUAUGAGAACUCCCAAUCAUAUAGGUUCUGUUGUGUUGUUUAUUUGUUUGAUUGUGUUUGUUACUCACAAAAUAGAAUCACAAAAGGUCUUGUAAUGUCGUGAUCAUUCAAUGUACUUGAUGAUAGCUGCAUGUGUUGUAUUUUAACAAUUGGACGUUCGCUUAGCUGGCUUGACACUUGACUGGUAUGACUUCUAAAUUAUAAUAAAAGAUUGUGUCUUGCCUUUGAUUCAGUUCAUGGUAUUUGAAGCUGUCACAGAAGUUAUGUGGAGAGCAUACCCCACCUGUACCUCUCCAAAGUGGAAGCCAGGUUAUUACUCAUAACUGUAAGGCGCUGGUCGGUUAUUGUCUCUGAUAGAGGGCCGGCCAUUUUUCUGGGGGGUCAUUUUCAGAUAAGGGAGUGUUACAUGGGAGGUCAUUUUAAUAAUAUUGUCACAGUACAGUGAUGCCAUUGAUUGACAAAAGCUUUAAUUUCAUUUUUAUUAAGAAAAACAGGGUUGCCACUAAGAUUUCAAGUUGCCGGGUAAAUACAACAAGUAGGCGGGGAAUCAAAUGGCUAGGGAUUUCUUUUGGUCCUAUUUUUCUUCUAUUUUCCAAUAAAAGUAGCCGGGGGCCACUCUCUUAGUAGCCGGGGAAAAUCCCCAGCCCCCGGCUCUUAAUGACAACCCUGGAAAAACCCAAGCUUUUUAAGGUCUCAUUAGAGCAGUAUUUCAAUCACAAAGUAGUACAAAGUAGUAACCAGCGUGAAUUGAAAUUGAAUGCAAUAGCCAUAAAUAGUAAUCUCCGAUCUUAUUAAGGUGACUUAGAUAAAGUAUGUGCUGAACUUCUGCUCAAUUUGUAGCCUGCAGAACAGGUGUUAUUAUUUCUUGUAAUGUUUUUCAGGUAAGAGGAGGCAAGCUCUUGCCUUGGAAAACACGAAAAAAAUAAUGCCUAUUCUGCAGAGUACACAAUAUGUAGCUAGAAUAUUUGUAAUUCCCACAGCAAUCAGAUAUGGGUCACUUUCAUAAUAGUUGAAAUGUAUUGAGGGUGACUUUUAAAAAGCUACAAUCCCUGACAAAACUACUUGAGAACAUUUUUUCCUCAAUGCGCACUCUCUUAUGCCACAAAACUCUUUCCAAAUCAAUGGUUUUGUGUAAAGUUAACCUUUCUCAAAGUUCAAAGUUGCUUCCUACAAAUGCUCAGAGAUCAGACUUUCUUUUGAAGACACAAGAACACUGUUUCCAGGGGCAGGGGCAUUGCUUUCCAAGUAUGCAAUUUUAUCAAGAGUAGCUAGGAUGAAUUGGAGGUUGUUUUGAAAAUCUUCUAAGCUUUCUCAAAAUAACUACCCCCCCGUCCCCCCCACAGGUAAUAAAUAACUAGCCCCCAAUGAAUGCACAUGACACUUCCUAUUUUUUCAAGUCUUUUUAAAACUUUUUAAUGAAACAGUGAAAUUGAGGCAGUAAAACAAAUGCCUAUAAUCAUAUGAUAUGUUAAAGUAAUAUCAUUUUGUUUUGCAUCUGUAAUUUCUUGUGAUCAUUAAUAUUGAAGGAUCUCCAUGUUUGUUCUUUUAAACACAGUAACUCACUUUGUCUGUGGUGGAAUUGCUGGAUGUCUUGCAAGUACAGUUGCACAACCUGUAGAUGUUAUUCGAACAAGGCUUGUUGCUCAGGGUGAGCCUAAGGUAAAUGUACAGUCAAAGCUGACUCGAUCGUCCCUAGUCGUCUCUUGUCUCCUAAUUAAAUAUUUACGAGGGAUGCAGGUGGAAGAUAUGCGGGGGGGGGGAUGGGAAGGAGGAAAAAGGGGAGAUGACGUCUCUUCCUGUUCCCUCUAUCCUUCCCAUUGUCCGCUUUGCCAAGAUGCUGUUAUAGUCUCCCAUGGCCACGACCAUUCUAUGACCACCUACAAGUGAUAAGAGAUGACUGGGGACGAGUCAGUAGUCAAAGUUUGCACAGAUUAACUCACACCCUUGGGAAGCAGGAAAAGUGUCUGCACCUGAGGCUGGUGUGUUACAGGAAUAAUCCACGUAAGCUGCCACCAGCAGCAUAGAGUAUGAGUGCAUUCUUAUGAGAGCUUAUUUCACUAAUCACUCUAAUCAAGGUUAAUACAGAUACAGUAAAAUACAUUAAUUAUACUCAUAAUUAUUUGUUUGUUGUAUUGCCCUUUACAUAUCAAUACUGCUAAUAUAUAAAUAUAGGAAAUAGGAAAAAAACUACACUUUCAUCCCGACAAGCCUGUUUCGUGAUCGCUCACUCUUCAGGGGAUUUAAUGAUAAGGAUAUUCAAAACCAUCCGCUAUAUACUUUUAGAUUACAUCAUUGGGGAAAAUUUAAAUUUAAAUGUUUAGUUUUACGUAGCUGAGGAAGAAGUACGCUAAUAUAUAAAUUUUUAAAAAAAACCAUUAUGUUCUGUAUACUAAGUGGAUUUUCCUUUGUUGAGACCAUUUUUAAUAGAGAUACUUACUUUAAAUCAAAAGAAUACUUAGACAAAUCCUGUCUCCUGAAACUGUGGUGUAGAGUUUGUAUGGAGAAUGAAAGAGGGCAUUGUUAAAGCAGCUGUAAUAGGUCACAUAUGGUCAGGAAUUAUGACUUUGUUUAUAGACUCAAAAAUUAGAUCUGCAUUGCUGCACAUCUUCUUAGGUCUUUGGAAUACCGGUACAUCCUUUUGCUAUGCAAAUCUUUUGAAAACGUUUUAUUAUUCUUUCAUAAAAAUGUGAAUUAAAAAAAAAUGUAUUUCAUUCUAGAUGUACAAGAAUCUUUAUGAAGCCGCUUCCAAAAUGUAUCGCAAUGAGGGACCCAGAUCAUUUUACAGAGGUAAUAAGGCCUUAAUCAGUUUGUUUUCCCUUUAAUUGGUUAUAAAUUAAUUUGUCUAGUUUUAAUUACCUUUAAUUUCUUCAGUUGUGCUCCCUAGUGUGCCUAUUAAAUUGAAACCCCAAAAAAUUGCUCAAAGUUGCAGAGAAACCCCCCAAAAUCUCAAAUUAACAGAUUUGCCUUUGGGAAUUUUGCCAAAAAAGGUGUUUUGGUCACUGUCUGGCUAUAAAGAAAUAGAACUUACCACAAAGCAGUUUACAGGUCGUACCUUUGUGGUCUUCUGAUCGAGAUGCAAAAUAUUAGUUUCCAAAGUUCAGGUAUGUGCAGAAAGCAAAAUUUCGAGUUAGUUUUUAGGUUUAAAAGUGACGCAGCAGUCUUCAUUUUUUUUUUUUUUCGCUUUCUCUCCUCUCCUCUUCUUUUUCUUCUCCUGCCUUGUUGUUUUUUUCUUUUUGCUGGACAUUUAGUAGGCUUCAUUUUGGUAAGAAACGAUUAUGGGGAAAGCUUUUAGGAUCAUAGGAUUAGAUGAAAGGAAAUGUAGGUGGCACUUGAAGGAUGUACCUACUUUAGACAGUAAUAUCAAACACUUUUGAGACACUUUGUAUUUGAUGAUUCCUCCUUUCUUUUUUUAUCCUGUAGGGCUGGUGCCAACUCUAGUUCAAAUUUUUCCACAUGCUGGUCUACAGUUUGGGUUUUAUACCUUUUUCAAGACUCUGUGGGAAGUCAUUUUUAGUUCCAAGGUACAUUGAUGAAUAUAGUCAUAGUCAGAAAUUAAACCCUAGUAAUUUUCUCAUGUCGCAGUCACUUGAGCUUUUCAGCUCGGACAUUGCAGCAUUUGUUACUUGACUUACAUGUUUUUACUUAUUUAUAAAUAUGUAAUAAUCAGACACAUCAAAACCUCAAAUUAAACUCAACACAGUGGGUUUAAAAGCUAAUAUAGCUUAUGCAGCCAUGUAAAAAAAAUGUUAACAGGAUAAUAAAAAUUAAGAAACUUGCUAAACUUAAAAAACAGUGACCACACCUGAAAAUUUUCAGGAAUGUUGAUUUGUUUACUGGCCAAUCAGAAUAAAGUUAAAGACAUGGAAGUGAUGGAAACCACGAAACUAAAUACGUUGUACUAAUAACCACUGCUGUAUGCAAUUUGCAUUUAGUUUUCUCACACCUAAUUGGCUAAUUUUUCUUCCAACACAAAUGUUCUGUGCUCAAAAUUAAUAAUUAUUCUUCUCGAGGAAAUUCGUGUAAAAUUCUUAAACUAGCAACAGAGGGUUUUGAUGCCUUAGACAUGUAAGGAUACAGUCUUUUGUGAGAAUUUCUCGAAUGCUUGCAUGGUUUGUUCUUUCUUCCACUCAGAGAGUUUAAUGGUUAAAAACUAAUAAAUGAUUGUUGCUAAAAAGGUAAGUUCCCCAAGGGCUUUGUUUGACACUUGUCAUAAAGUUUUUAUAAGUUCAUUAUGUCUGAUGUCAGCACAAUUAUUUACAGAGAGGUCCUGGUGAAGCAGCUGGUGUCAAGGAGAGCCUUGUUUGUGGUGGAUUAUCAGGAAUAUGUGGUAAAGCAGUUAUUUAUCCUCUUGACAUGGUCAAAAAGAGACUGCAGGUGUGUUAGCUUAUAACUGCCAUGAUCGAUGUAGGUCAUCUGCACAGUUGAACCUCCACGAGCGACCUGUGAUGGACAAAACACUGACCCCCCCAGUCCAUUCACUAUCCAAUGGACUACCCAUAUGGAUUACCCUAAAAUGGACUAUGCCUCUGAUGUUGAGUGAUUAGGGAUGGGAAAAUAGAUGAAUCAAGUUUCAGGUCAGUUUUCCCAGUAUAAUGAGCCUGAAUGGGACCUGAUUCACGCCUUACCCUAAUCACUUAAAGUGCCUAUCACCUAAAAUUUUUUAUGUUUUUCUUAUCUGAAACUACACCUUAUUAAAAUAACUUCUGCAAAAAAAUUUUGCAAUUUGAACCAAAGACGAUUUUUUUUAGAAUUUUUUAAAAACAUUCAAAUUUGCCUCAAUUUUGGCACACAAUUCGUCUUAGUCUUCUUUCGGGGUAUGACGUACUUUAAGGAACACGUGACUUUAACGACAGGAAAACAUUAAAAGUUCUGGUAGGUUUUUCUAUUUCAGAAAAACUUUCUUCUUGCGAAGACAUUGUGAUUGAAUCCUUACUUGUAAUUGAUCUUUUUUGUGUACAGCUGGUGAAGGAAAGGUAAUGUGAGUUCCUUAAUUUAGGUCACAUGACAUAAUAUAUGAGCCUGCUAGUUUGCGUGAUCAGUGGCGCGGGUGUACCGCAAAAAUGUGCACUUCAAAAAUUGGUAAAAAAAUCACGUUUUGUUGAAAUGGCAAAAUUUUUUUGCAGAAGUUAUUUAAAUAAGGUAUAGUUUCAGAUAAGAAAAUAUAAAAUUUUAGGUGAUGGGCACUUUAACUUCAGCAGCAUACUUUAUUUUAGGGUAAUUGAUAUGGGUGGUCUAUGGGGAUAGUACAUGGACCUGGGGUCAGUCGUUUGUCCACCAACUGAGUGACCAUCUCUCGUAAGCGACCACCUCCUAUAAGCCAGCACCUAUAUGCAAAACACCAAACGUUUCCCACUCAAAGCCCUACAAUGGGAACAUGGGGUAAACAACCACUUUUUGGCCUGACAGCUUUACAGUUUUACACUGAUUUUAAACGCUUGUAAUAGCCUGCGAGCAACCUCUCCUGGGCACUUGAUCUGGUGGCGGGGCUGGAAAAGGAAGGAGAGCUUGCAACUAUGUCUCUGGAAUUUGAAUAUCUGCAUCAAAAAAGUCGAUGCGAAAUGCUGAUUGGCCAAGAUGACAUUAGUAAUGACGUCAUUACCCUUGGCACAUGUUUUUCCAUGUUUGUUUACAUUCGCACUCAUUUCCGCAUUACGCUGAUUGGUGGAAAUUUGACAGCUCAGUCGAUGGGCAGCCACAGGGGAAUUGAAGGUGGAAUUCAAAUUCCAGAGAUAUAGUUGCAAGCUCUCUUUCCUUUUCCCGCUCUGCUGCCAGAGCGCCCCGGAGAGCUAAUGCUCCCAAACUGCGCUUGUAAGCGACCACUUGAUGCAUGGUGCGAUCCCUUUGUUCGCUUAGUUUUUAUACUACACCACUUGGAGAAUAUGAAAAACUGAGUGACAACAUGGAACUACACUUACAAGUAACUUACAAAUUGCGUGUAACUUAUUCUCUUCCAAUAAGGGAAUGUGUCAUGGACCCUUUCUUAGAAAAAACACCUUUCAGUUUGAUUCUUGUAAGCACCACUUAAUCGCUGCAUUUUGUGUGGUCACUUAUGGGAGGUUCUACUGUGUUUUAGUUUUUUAAAAAACUAUGUGUGAGCCUAAUUAAUUGUCAAAAAGAAUGAAUGGUCAGCUUUUAUAUUACUGAAGAAGGUUAAUUGCUGCUACUUUUGUCACGUGUUAAUAAUAAAAACUCAGAGGAAUGCCCCAGCAGAGUAGUAAGUCCAAAACUCAAAGUUGGUGGUGAUUUUUGCCAGAAGCCGGAUAAUUUUGGAAACCGUGCUUAAAUAAUCUUUUUAUUAAUAUCUUAUUAGUAUCCAAUUUCUCCUUACAAUAAAUUAUGACUGUUUAAGCAAAAGCUAAAGGAAAUAUCUCCAACAAAUAAUUUUUUAGGCCUAGACUCUUACACAAAUUUUCUUCAUCAGGGUGACUGGGUUCACAUGCACCUUGAAAGUCCUUGAAAGUCCUUGAAUUUUGAAGUUAAAAUUCAAGGCCUUGAAAGUCCUUGAAAAUUGCAGUCGGUGGUGGAAAGUCCUUGAAUUUCUGUGCGGCUAACUUUAUCCAACCCAAAAGAAAAGGAGCAAACACAGAAAGACGUUCAGGAUAAAAUUGCUCAUGUUGUGGAAUGGAGUCCUUGAAGGCUACAAACCCUGUACUAAUUAUGGGGAUAGACACACUGUAUAUACCCACUGAUCCUCCAAAUUCUUGUUUCAUUAUCAUUUUUCGGUGAACAGCUUCAGAAAUGAGUUUCAUCACUUUCACUACAAGGUAAUCAGGGAUCAGAUCAGGUUAAGAGACAGAAUAAACCCAUAGUGAUGCAUGUGAACCAUUCAUUUGAUAAUUCUUUUCCUGACUGUCAUAGCUACAGUGCCAUACAUUAAAAAUGUAGUGAUGAUCAAUUAUUGGUGCUCCCCAUUUUUUAAAGGUGCAAGGCUUUCAUCAAGCUAGAAAGAGUUUUGGAAGAGUUCAGUCUUACAGUGGUAUGAUUGACUGCUUCAAGGUUAUUGCAAAGGAAGAGGGAGCCACUGGCUUCUUUAAAGGACUUGCUCCCAGCACACUUAAGGUAUCAUUCUUAAUCCCCUGAAUUUUGUUGGGACAAUGCCUUGGCUGAUGUAAUCAUAAGCUUGAAAACCAGGUAGAGGCAAAGGAUGAGAAUUUGCUGCCCUGAAUGAACUGCUCUUGAAGAUCCAGUUAAGGACAACUUUGUCUUCUAAGUCCAGGAAGAAAACUUUCAAACCAUAGCAGAAUGAGUUAAGAAAAAGGCAAAAAGGCACGUGAAGUUGACCUGAUAAUAACAAUAAUAAUAAUAAUAAUAAUAAUAAUAAUAAUAAUAGUAAUAAUAAUAGUAAUAAUAAUAAUAAUAAGGACUUUAUUGGAUAACACAAUUACUGGAAAGUCCAGUAGUUUUUGUUGUGGUUCAGCGUUUUUGUCUUAGAAUGGGGUGUUUCUUCAUACCAUGUAUGACCUAUGUCUGUUUAUUUUACAUGUAUGAGUGGUAUGAAGAAAUGAAUAGUUUAAGUCUAUUUUAGGGUAGCACUUUUUGGUACCUGGUCUUAAAUAGGGCUGCAAAAUUCAGCUUUACAAGGUCUGGUGAAGGCUAACAUAGUAAGGGGUUCCAGAGAGACACACCCACUUAUUUAUUAUGAGAGCGCUAUAAGUGGGGAAGGGCUGGGCUUGAAGAGUAAGUAGAAAAUGAGAAAUGCAGUGAUACCAUUCUGUCGUCCUGGCCAUGAAUCUUAUCUAGUUAUGUAGUUAAACACAAAACUCUAUGACUUUCAGGCCUUUCCAGGACUCACACCACCUCGGUUGAGAUACAGAGUGACAUAGUUAAAAAUCUAAUGAAGGUUCCCCGGGUUGUGGUUUUUCUAGUUUCCUGCAAGAAUUGAGUAUUAGGAAUCCAUAACUGUUUAUCCAGAAUAAAGGCGAGGUUUCAGUCUUGUGAUAGAGAAAACAAUAAAAUGAUUCACCCAUGACAAAAGCAGAUUGUAAACAAGGCAUAGUUUACAGCUUCACUAGUGUUGUGCAAGCAGCUGUAUGUUUUAAUUCGAAACAUGACCAAGUUAAUCUUAUUUAUGGAUACCGAAUACUCUAGCAUUAAUAAUUGUCAGUUGCUUUAUUUUUUCAGGCUGGUUUGUCUGUAGCCCUUAUUUUUUGUACGUAUGAACAGUGCCUGGCAAUGAUAAGAAGUUACAUUCAUGAGGAGGAAUUGCCAGCAGUUACAUCAGAAUCAAGAAGAUAGCUACACAGAAGGAAUUUAAAUAAUAUAUUAACUGUACGAUAUGAAUAUUAUUAUUCAAUAAAAAUUAUUUUCAUUUUGAUGUUUUUUACUUAGCGUCACAUACAGGUAAUAAACACUGGUCGGAAUUAUAAUUUUCUGAAUCAUUGUUAGCCAAUAAUAUCAAUAAUAUUAAUCAGUGAUUAAUGACUUUAAUUUUUGCAAAAUUUAUAAUAC
Molecule: messenger RNA, 11562 nt
Organism: Porites evermanni
Lineage: Eukaryota; Metazoa; Cnidaria; Anthozoa; Scleractinia; Poritidae
Source: the annotation of a GenBank genome assembly